Molecule: messenger RNA, 566 nt
Organism: Mollisia scopiformis
Lineage: Eukaryota; Fungi; Ascomycota; Leotiomycetes; Helotiales; Mollisiaceae
Exons: 1
Coding region: 177-464 (95 amino acids)
Source: RefSeq, a predicted model, not a curated record
UGGUCUACAACAAUGCCUCAAGCUAUUCAUAUGAUAUGUUCAAGGGUUAAGAGUGCGCCCGGCUCUUGAUUUCUGCGCCCGUCGUUGCAUCGAUUGUAGAAGGGUGUUGGAAGUCACCGACACUACGGUCGGAAAUAUUGACUUAAGAGCAUCUCUAGUGCAAUGAUGUGGUAUUGAUGAGCAUCAUCUCGUCUAGAAGACGACACAAAGUGGACAGUAUGGUGGCGUUUGGUGGGACUAUCCCACUCUCGCUUGGCUUCUCAUGUUACACCACUUGGUCCUUCCUCUCUCUGCUCCCACUUUUAUCUGAAUUUUACAGUCGAGAACAAACAGUUCACCGCUGCUCGUGUAUCCUUAACUCGGGAAGAGAGCUAUCACGUGAUGAGCAUCUCCGAAUUUGGAAGAUCCUCCUCGGUCUUCAUUCUGCACAAUCUGGCACGGUAUACACUAUAAAUACGUCCUGAGAGCGCUAUAUGAGAUAUUCAGUAAAGAGGGCUCUAUCACCAGCGUUCUCCGGUACUCGUACACGGCACCCAAUUAAGCCCCAUGCUUACUUCAUGCUGACG